This is a messenger RNA of Phytophthora sojae, 2562 nucleotides long. RefSeq lists its product as hypothetical. Gene Ontology annotation, molecular function: mannosyl-glycoprotein endo-beta-N-acetylglucosaminidase activity. Gene Ontology annotation, cellular component: cytoplasm. The record is from RefSeq and is a predicted model, not a curated record. NCBI's taxonomy places the organism in Eukaryota, Oomycota, Peronosporomycetes, Peronosporales, Peronosporaceae. Bases 1 to 2562 code for a protein of 853 amino acids. Gene Ontology annotation, biological process: protein deglycosylation. The transcript has 4 exons.
AUGGAAGCAAUCGCGACGCUGGUGACACUCGGACUAGGAUUGCUCUAUUGGUUUUGCUGGCGUCCCAGCGCCAGCGCCACCUCCACCAAUACCUCCGUCACUUCCAGCAACGCCAACGCAGCAGCCUCCUCCACACCCACGAGGCAUCGGGAAGAGCGCUACGCUGCGUUCGUGGAAUCCGAGGUGUCAGCCAAUGGUAUCGUACUGUUCGUGACCACUGGAGAUCGCGUAGGCCCAUUCCGGACACUAUUCGACGCGCUCCGAGUGAAGCUUCACGUCGUGGACUUGGGCAGGACCGCAGGGGGCAAACAUGUCCUAGAAGCACUACACGAGAAAUUUCAGGAGCAGGUGGAGGGAGAACAGACCGAGUUCUUGUUUGUGAGGGGGAAGCUCGUGGGCGGGUCGAAGCAGCUUCGCGGCCUGCUGGUCGAGGGGAGGAAGGACGAGCUUGGGCACGAGUGCGACUGGACGCACGUUCGUGUGGACGAGAAAAGUGAUACGGGCUUCAUGGUGCUGAGCCCGUGGAACGGAUUCCAGUGUGUGCGGGAUGUUCGCGAUGAUGUUGAUAUGGCGGUGAAGUUGGAGACGAGGCCGCUGCAUACGGUGGAGGAACUUCGCAACUUUGACGCGACGACGCUGAUCGGGUGCUCGGUGCCCAUCGCGCCUAGAUCGAGACAGCAACGCAGACGCAGCAAGCUGCUGGUGUGUCAUGACAUGAAAGGGGGAUACCAGGAAGACCGGUUCAAGCAGGGGUGCGGCGACUUCGAUGCCUACAGGUUUUAUCAGUGGGAUCUCGUGGAUUUGUUCGUGUACUUUGGUCACGCUUUGGUCUGCCCGCCACCGACCGGGUGGAUCGCUGCUGGACAUCGACAUGGCACUCGCGUGCUGGGUACGUUCUUAACUGAAGGCGGCCAGGGCACUGAGUUGUGCAAGGAAUUGUUCCGUGAUGUUCAGUCUGCCGAGCUGUUCGCUUCCAAACUCGCUGCUAUCGCUUGGCACGGUGGUUUCGACGGCUGGCUCAUUAACAUUGAGAAUGACGUUCUGGUCGAGCUGGUAGCCAAUAUUGACGUAUUUUUACGAACACUUCGGAAGGGGAUGAAGCUACAAAAUCCGCUGGCGCAGGUUGUCUGGUACGGGAGUCUGUCGAGGUCGGGUAAACGUAAGUCGUUCGUCCGUCUGGAUGAAGCGAGCACCGACUUCUUCAAGAACGUUGAUGCGUUUUACGCGGACUAUGGCUGGGUGCCUGAUGACGCCAAAUUCUCGGCUGCGUUUGAACUUGACCGUCGCUAUGACGUGUUCAUGGGCAUUGAUGUGUUCGGCAGGCACAAUAUGCUUGGCGGUGGCAAAAUGAAUUGUGGCGAGCCGCUUUGCCUGGCUUGGAAUUCAGGAGUCUCUGCGGCUCUGUUUGCUCCCGGUUGGACGCACGAGUGCUGCCAGCACGAGGAGCAAGAAGACUUUGUUGUGGUUGAGAGUCGCUUCUGGGGAGCAGUGCGAGACAGUUGGAAGGUGAAGAGUCCGUGCUACGAUGCGCUGGGUGGGAAAAACUGUUUGUACAGUGCAUUCAACAUCGGUCGUGGUGUCGGCGUCUGGGCUGAAGGAAGGCGUGUGGGUUCUGGUACCUGGUCCAAUAUGACAGAGCUCGACGUGCAGACAACCCAGGCGCUACACGCUGGAAGCACCGUCACCACUGCAACGGGAUCGAUGAAGGCAGCGAUUUGUCACGACAUGGCGUUUCAAGGAGGAUCAAGUGUGCAAUUGCAGGGUCAAUUGGUGGGGCGGGAGAAGUCAUACUUCAAGCUCUUCGACGUUGACAUCGAGUUCUCGCCGCGUCGUAUCAUGGAGCUUUCGUACACUACUGCGACACGCGAGGAAUCCGUCUGCCUGCUAGUGCUGACAGUUUGCCCGGGUCUCGAUCGCGCUACACACUACGUAAUCCUGCGCUCGAUGGACGACUCCGGGCCCGAGGCUGGGGACAACCGCGUGGACCCCAAGAAAACCUUGUCAACGGUUGCCAAGGCGUCGCUGGAAAAGCAUUUCUACCUGCCAGUGUCGACCGAGUUUUUCGACGUCGAAGCGGUCAAUGCUGAAGCCUCGCUCGGAAUCACCGCGGGGUGGUGCAAGAAGACGUAUCGCCUGGGAGGCCAGCUUUGGGACCAGAAACAUAUCGUCGAGAUCGGUAUGCUCUGCACCAAGAAACUGAGGAAGGUGCCUGGAGAGCGCGAGGACUACCUUGCCUACAUCGGGGAGGUCUGCGUGGUCGGCAAUAGCGGCAAACCACUUGCGAAAGCGGUCCAACGCGACGUGCACAGCCAACCUCAGUCGUGCAAGGACGCGACUCUCAUGUCCUUCAGGCGCAACAAUGCCGACUCGGUUUCGUUUGGAGUGCAGUGGGGAUUUACGGUGGCGGGAGCGCCUGUGCGCUACGUGUUAGCGUUUGCUCGCGCCGAAAAUGGCGAGCGGAUUUUCUUGGGCAAGAGCUUUGACAGCUCGCUCUGGGUCGAGAGUGUUUCGUGGGCCGGCCAGAGUAGCACGGUCGUUUGCCAGCUGCACCUGGAAGAGUGA